Molecule: messenger RNA, 1302 nt
Organism: Kuraishia capsulata CBS 1993
Lineage: Eukaryota; Fungi; Ascomycota; Pichiomycetes; Pichiales; Pichiaceae
Exons: 1
Coding region: 1-1302 (433 amino acids)
Source: RefSeq, a predicted model, not a curated record
AUGACACAGAAUCUUCCAUCCGGCAGAGUCGAGACUUUGACCGCAGAUCAGGAGAAGGUCUUCAAGGAAAUAUGGGGCUACUUUCUCCAUUUCUGGGGAUACUCGUUUGAUGCUCCCAUCAGUCACGUUAACCGAUCAGGGACCACCAAAUCCACAAUCUCGGUUGCUUCCAAGGACUCAAAGGAUAAGAAGAAGAAAAGAGGUCUUGUUUCCAGGUUCUCUAGGGGACACAAGCACACGAAGUCCAUUGAGAAUGAACUCGAGAAGACCCUUUCCAAUCGCAUGAGCAGUGAUCCAAAUGUCACCCUUCGUACAAACGAGCAUAUCCACGCGGCUUUCACGGGUCUUGAUGCUGAAAAGUCCAAGGAAUUCUUCUGGAGCUUUUUGAGGCAAGACACACCCGACAAUCUUCUCUUGAGAUUUGUUAGAGCCAGAAAAUGGGAUACCGAUAAGGCCUUGGAGAUGAUUGCUAACACUCUAAGCUGGAGGGCGAACGAGAGCAAGGUUGACAAGCUGUUGAUGGACGGUGAAUUGGUUCCUUUUCAACAGAAAAAAGAGGGUUUGAUGUUGCAAUUCGAGCUUGGUAAGGCCAUCAUUCGUGGUUACGACAAGACCGGAAGACCCGUGGUUAUUGUGAGACCCAGAUUUCACCAUUCGUCGCAGCAGACCCAAGAGGAGAUGGAACAUUUCACGCUAUUGGUCAUUGAGUAUGCCCGUUUGUUCUUGAACGAGCCCAUUGACUCUUGUUCCAUCCUCUUUGAUCUCUCCGGUUUCUCCAUGUCCAAUAUGGACUAUGCCCCCGUUAAGUUCAUGAUUCAAUGUUUUGAGGCGCACUACCCAGAAUCACUGGGUGUGUUGUUCGUUCACAAAGCACCAUGGAUAUUCAGCAGUAUUUGGAACGUUAUUAAGGCAUGGUUGGAUCCUGUGGUAGCCUCUAAGAUUGUCUUCACAAAAAACACGAGCGACUUGGAGAAAGUCAUUGAUAUCAAGCAUAUUCCAAAGGAACUCGGUGGAGAUGACGAUUUCGAGUGGAAAUACCUGGAACCAACUCCUAGUCUGAAUGGCUUGCAGUCUUCCGACAACGACGCAUUGGAAAGAAUUACACAGGAAAGGAAGAAUCUCACCAAAUUGUUCUUGGAUGCUACUGUUGAAUGGGUUGCUUCUCCCGACAAAGAAUCUUCGGCCAAGGCUCUUAAGAAAAAGAUCGAGCUUGGAAAGAAAAUCUCUGACAACUACCGUGAGCUGGAUGGUCACAUUAGAAACAGGAACAUCUACGACCGAAUUGGAACUCUAAAAAUCUAA